Anopheles cruzii is the source of this 1001-nucleotide messenger RNA. It is a transcript of the gene STUB1, whose product is annotated as E3 ubiquitin-protein ligase CHIP. Bases 44 to 910 code for a protein of 288 amino acids. Gene Ontology annotation, molecular function: ubiquitin protein ligase activity; protein-folding chaperone binding. Gene Ontology annotation, cellular component: cytoplasm; Z disc. NCBI's taxonomy places the organism in Eukaryota, Metazoa, Arthropoda, Insecta, Diptera, Culicidae. The transcript has 5 exons. Gene Ontology annotation, biological process: cellular response to misfolded protein; proteasome-mediated ubiquitin-dependent protein catabolic process; protein quality control for misfolded or incompletely synthesized proteins. The record is from RefSeq and is a predicted model, not a curated record.
CACAAAGCGGAGCUGCUCCAGAAGUUCGGAAACAGUGAAGAAGAUGAGCAAACACAUGUACACGACGGCCAAUCUUUCGGACGUUGAGCUAAAGGAUCAAGGCAAUCGGUUGUUCUCCGCACGCAAAUAUGACGAUGCCGUCAAUCUGUACACAAAAGCAAUCAUUAAAAACUCCACGAAUGCCACAUACUUUACGAACCGCGCGCUGUGCCAUAUUAAGAUGAAGCGCUGGGAGACGGCGUGCAGUGACUGUCGGCGUGCGCUCGACAUGGAUCCUAACCUCGUAAAGGGACACUUUUUCCUCGGCCUCAGCCUGAUGGAGCUCGAGUCGUUCGACGAAGCGAUAAAGCAUCUUCAGCGGGCACACGAUCUGGCAAAGGAGCAAAAGCUAAACUUUGGCGAUGACAUCGCGUCGCAGCUUCGGCUCGCGCGCAAAAAGCGUUGGAACAUCCAGGAAGAGAAGCGAAUAUGCCAGGAAAUAGAGCUGCAAACUUAUCUGAACAGGCUCAUUACGGAGGAUGUGGAGAAUCGUUUGGCCAAACUGAAGCUAGACGACACAAUCAACGAGGAAACGGUGAAAGAGAAGGCCAGCGAGAUCGAACGGGAAGGCGAAAACCAUAUGACUGAGUUGAACAACAUGUUUGCUAAAGUGGAUGAUAGAAGAAGGAAACGUGAAGUACCUGAUUACCUGUGCGGUAAGAUUAGCUUCGAGCUGCUAGUCGACCCUGUGAUCACGCCGUCCGGCAUGACGUACGAACGAAAAGACAUCGAGGAGCACCUGCAACGUGUUGGCCAUUUCGAUCCGGUGACGCGCGUCAAGCUCACGCAGGAUCAGCUGAUAUCGAAUUACUCCAUGAAGGAGGUUGUCGACGCGUUUCUGCAAGAUAACGAGUGGGCUCUGGACUAUUAAACGUACCGGGUGUAAGAGUGACCAAUGCUCAUCUCCGUCGAUUGGUAGGCAAAAACACCUUUUAGAUAGUUGUGAUCUGUGUUUGUCUUGA